AAGGGAUUGGCAACCACAAGGGCUCUGAGAGUCGCCUCUUACCUGCCCGUCUCUCUGCAUGGUUCCGACGCCCCGGGUGGGCCAGGCCAGUUUCUUGGGAGACCUGGCACCAAAGGCAGGCAGAAUGGCUUCCUUUGGAUGGAAGAGGAAAAUUGGCGAGAAGGUCUCAAAGGUCACUUCCCAGCAGUUUGAAGCUGAAGCUGCCGAUGAGAAGGAUGUAGUUGAGAAUGAAGAAGGGAACUGGCUUCAUGCCAUUAAACGUAGGAAAGAAAUUCUCUUUGAGGGCUGUGCUGAGAAAAGUAAGCAGCUGAAGGAUGAAGGAGCCAGUUUGGCUGAAAAUAAAAGAUAUCGAGAGGCAAUUCAAAAAUGGGAUGAAGCACUGCAGUUAACCCCAGAUGAUGCCACCCUGUAUGAGAUGAAAUCACAGGUCCUAAUGUCUCUUCAUGAAAUGUUCCCAGCAGUACAUGCAGCUGAAAUGGCUGUCCAGAGAAAUCCACAUUCAUGGGAGUCUUGGCAAACUUUGGGCCGUGCUCAGCUUGGAUUAGGAGAGAUAGUCCUGGCAAUUCGAAGUUUUCAGGUCGCCCUUCACAUCUAUCCAAUGAACCCUGAAAUAUGGAAAGAAGACCUUUCUUGGGCACGAACACUCCAGGAGCAGCAGAAGGUAGCACAGAAGAUUAAAAAGUGUGAAGCAUCAGUGGAAGUAACCCAUUUCUCACCAAAGUCAAUUCCUGACUAUGACUUUGAAAGUGAUGAGAUUGUUGCUGUUUGUGCGGCAAUUGCUGAGAAACAGAAGACGGUUCCACCGAAUAAAACGAUGGUUAUUGUGUCGGCUUCUGGGACCGUAGAGACGGUCACUGAGAAGGAAGAUGGUGCUAUACCACCAGAUGGCUCUGUUUUUAUCAAAGCCCGAUGAAGUAGUGGGAAUCCUUUGAAUCUGUCUUUUUGAUUGCCACUUAAAAUUUUAGGCAUAGGGACGUUAACUGUGGAGAAACAGAGCAAAACUCCUGUUUGUAAAGUGAGUUUUGCAGAUGAGACAUAUAAAAACUAAAUGGUAGAAUUACUGUACAGUGUUUGGACUAUGCUUUGAUAAGUUGUGAUUUAAACUUCUUAAGAUUAGAAAUCUGAGUACGGUGGCUUUUUAAUAAACUUAAUGUAAUCCAAAAAUAUAAGCGAAUGCAUUUUAAAGACACAACUUGAAAAGUGAAUUCUCUACUAGUGAAUCACUUGAUGGCCAGUGUUAUUAAAAUGCUGACUUGUUGACUUUUGUUUCAUGAUAAAGGAAGUCGGUGAUUUCUUUCCCUCCUUAAGAAAUAUACUGCUCUUGCUAUUUACUCUUCUGUUUUUCUGGUUGCAUUAGAGUAAGUCUGUCACAAAGCUUGAAUAUCUUUGACAUUCAUUUUGAUUCAAAGUUGUCAUUUGGUUAUAUGUGGAGUCUUUGAAAGUUUGACUGAAAAUGCAUGCAAGUGUGUACAUUCUAAACAUUUUCGAAGUUUCUCUGAAUUCUGAUUUGUGCUUAUAUUUUGACUUUAAGAUUAUUAUGAAAAUAGUAGUUGCCUCCUUCAGUAUUAGAUAUGUAAAAUACUGAUAAAUGUCAGAACGAUGGUUUUAUUUUUUUAGUUGUUAAAGUGGAUAGUGUUCCUUUCCACAGGUAGGUCCUGUUUCAGAUGUGCAUUUUUAAAAAAUGAAUGGCUUUUAUAGAUGUGUCAUAACAAAUUGUACUACUGUGUUGUCCCAGUCAAAAGCACUUUUUUCUUCUCCUUAUUUUUAAAAGCUUAAAAACUCUAAAAAUAAUUUAUCUUUUGCUUAUAACUUUCCAGCUAAUGGUUUGGAAGUCCUUUUCUAGAUAACUUUUUUGCAACUACGCAUUUAAUUUACAAUUUCAGUUUUAAAUAGCUAGAUUAUAUCUUUCUAAAAAUAAAAAAGUAAGGAUGUUAAUGAGUGCCAGUGAAUGAAUAAUUUAGCCACAACAUACAUAGAAACUGAAACGUGACUAUGGUACAAUACGUGAGUAGAGAAGGAUAUAUUUAAAGAAAUAUUUCAUUGAAAGGCCACAGUCGUAUUCACAAAUCAAAACUGUCAUUGCUAAUGUGAAUUAUUUUUAUACUACGUAUAUUGUAGUACAAUUGUAUGGACUGCUGGGUACUGUUACUUCUGACACUCAGGAAGCUAUUAUUGCUGUAAAAUUAAUUUUACCCUUGUUAGAAAUGAAAGCUAUUUUAUUUUAAGGAAUCUCACCUUAACCUGUUGGAGCAUGUGAGGAAUGGUCGACAUUUUUCUGAGAUGAUUUUUUUUUUCCUUUUUAAAUUUUUAUUUAAAUUCUAGUUAAUUGACAUACUGGUUUCAGGAGUAGAAUUCAGUGACUCAUCACUUACAUACAACACCCAGUGCUCAUCAUCACAAGUGCCCUCCUUAAUGCCCAUCCCCCAUCUAGCCCGUCCCCCACCCUCUGAGAUGAUUUAAAAAAUUUUUCCUUUAGUGGAAUGCUUACCUCUUUUUUUCCCGAGUAUUGUAUUUUCCCCAAAGUUACAUCAGAAAGUUAGCUCCGGUUAGAGAGGUUAGUUUUAGAGUAAUCCAAAAAGCAAAUACUAAUUAUAUUUUAUUUCACUGAAUAAAGGAUAUUCUCCCAGGGUAGAUACUUGGGCAUCUACAGAAGUGAGCAUUCACCCUUUGGUAUGUUGUUUUGAGUAUUGGGUUUUUGUUUGUCAUGUAAUUUGUGAAUAAAUAGUUUUUUUUCUGCAUUUUAAAGAUCUGCCUCUUUGUAUUGUUGGCUUUUGAAAAAUUAGAUUUAUUUAUUUAAUUUCUUUGUUAUGUGGGAAUAAAAUAUGUAAAGCACUUUGGAUGGUAUCUUGCAUAGGAUGCACUCAGUAAAUGUUAGCUGUUUCUAUGAAGAACUUGAAUUAGUUUGGAGAUAUUUAACCUCAGUUUCUUCUGAUUUUAAGAAGGUAGGAGAACUUUGUAAUCUUUAUCUGAAAGUGAGGAGUCACCACUUUUGAUAUUGUAGGACAGAUGGUUAUCAUUUGGGGUUAUUCUUGUCAUAAAGUCUAUCUCAACACUAAAAGAGGCAAGACCCAGGAUGGAGGGCAUGUAGCCACAAGAUUCUGUUAAAGAACUUAGUGUUUUUCCUGUAUUGAUAUCGGUAGGCCAGAUCAGUCUUUUCCUUACUCAGAUAUAAGACAUAAGUUGGAAGACAUAAAAAUGGAGAGAAAAGGAAUAAUGAAUUAUGAAGAAGGAAGGCAGCUCAUUUAUUCAUGCCCCAGAAGAUGCUCAGUUAACACUUUUCUAUGUGUGAAGAGAAAAAUGCAUAUAUCAUUUUAUAAGAUGUGAACUCUGAUACACAGACGUUUGCUAAGCUUGUUAACUGCAGUAACAAAUACUUUUGAAUCUGAAAGAAAAAUAGUUGAUGCUCAUAAUAGUGAUAUAAUUAAAGAUGUUUAAUAUACCCUCUGAAAUAACAUUAAACAGUAUAUUGAAUAUAAUUUGUAUUAUUCUUAUUUGAAAAUUGUAUGGCAUAGACACUCAUUAGUCAGAACACCACACAUCCAGAUCAUGCCUGAUAAUUUGAGAAUCCAUGUAUUAUUCUCUAGACAACAGGCUUUUAGAUUAUAGAGUGUUUAUCUUAAAUAUGCUAACAAAUACUACACAAACAUUGAAAAGUCAUGCAAGUUAUAGAUCACAGAACCCAGAUUUGCUGCAGUUGGGGCCUAGGUACAAAAUUUUAUGGUAGUAGUCUUAGUGUAAAGAGCUUUUAAAUUGAUGUUAUAUGACAGAAUUCUAGGGAAGACUAAAAAAGUUUUAUCUGAGAAAGCUAGAGUUGCCAUGAUUAUAACUGAUCACUAUAGCGUCUUCAGUUUGAAAAUUAUGCUUUAUGUAAUGAUGUCAAAAGCUUGUCUUACUGCCUUUCCCAGCAGUAAGAAAAUUUUGUUUGUUUGUUUGUUUAUAUUUCAGACUUUGUGAGUCAGUAGCCUUUCUAAAUUGACUCUGGACCAACCAUUCUGGAGCUUUGAUUUCAUGACAUACAUGUAUCUACAUGAGUUUUGAGUUGACACAGGAACCAUAGUUCCAGGAUUAUCUUUAAGUCAAUUGGAAUAUUAAAUGUGUUUUUUUCUGAGAGAUUUUUAUUAAGCCAAUGGUGUGUACUUUGUAAUUUAUGACAUUUUAGGGUUGAGAAAGUAAGGGUUUGGUUUUUUUUAAAGUCGAUAAUAAAAUACAGAAAUUUGUAAGUGAUUGACUCAUUACCAAAGUAAAUUAAAAUGAAAUAUGUCACUUUAGUCACUUGCAAUUAAAUAUGCCUUCUUGAAUGGAAGGGAAGGGGUAGCCCUGUGGCUGGCAUACCAUGAAUUGUGCCUUAAUGCAUCUUGUAUGUGAACUUGCUCUGUGUGCCACGGUGGAAGACAGGUUGAGAAAUGUUGAUCUACGUUUUGUUGGGAAGGCAGAGGGUAGGGAUAGCUUCCUUUCAUCCAUUAAGCAAGGAAUCCUGAUCCCUCCCUUCUCUAAUCACCCCAACCGCCCUGCAAAAGGUAGUUCAGGAUAAAGAACUGGACAUGCAAACCUUUCUCCCCUUUCUGGGGCUUUGUAAUGCUUGCAGAGAGCCUACGUUGUAUUCUCUUGCCAGGCACGGCAUAAGCUUUGCAGUGAAAGGCUCUCUGCCUCUGCAAGGGGAGCCCUGUGGUUGUACAGGACUGCCCAUUCCUUGGUGAGCAGGUCUAAUUCUGGGUUAGAUACUAGGUGGCCACUAUUGGUACAAGCCUAAAUUACACCCUUUAACCUACAUCCUUCAGCAAUAAAUUUGAUAUCUCCAUUUACCUGGCUUGGUCUCUCAAAUGGCUCAGAAGUCAGGAGGGGACAGGGAGUAUUAUUUCAUAAUUCCCUCAAACUCCAACAAAAACUAGUGAAAAUUAUAUUUCAAAGUAAGCAUGGGAUAAACACCAAAUUGGAAAUUUUUUUCUAACUUCAUAUAUUUUUUAAGUCAUGGAAAUUCUAUUGGAAAUGGAUAAUGUCAAUUAUAAGACAAUAUAUAAACAUUUGUUCAGCAUAUCCAAAGAUAUACUCACUGGGAAUUGUGAAGGACCCACAGUAUUGACUGGAUUUAAUUGGAAGGAAAGAAUGUAAAAUAAAUCAUAUUCUCUGCCCACCCUGUCAAAUUUCUUAAGAGUGUAAUUUACAUAUAAUAAAAUGCACCCUGUAAGUUUACAGUUUGAGGAGUUUUAACAAAUGUGAACAACCACACAAUCACCGUUACCAUCAAGAUGUAGAAUAUUUCCGUCACCCAAAAAGUUCUCUAAUGCCCAUUUGUUGUGAGUUCCCCUCCACCCCAAGAACCAGCAUUGUUCAACCACUGAUUCCUUUCUGUGACUAUAAAUUAGAUUUGACUCUAAUAGAAUUUCAAAUAAAUCAUACAAUAUUUA
This is a messenger RNA of Zalophus californianus (California sea lion), 5405 nucleotides long. RefSeq names its product tetratricopeptide repeat domain 33 (gene TTC33). Lineage: Eukaryota; Metazoa; Chordata; Mammalia; Carnivora; Otariidae. Gene Ontology annotation, molecular function: protein binding. The record is from RefSeq and is a predicted model, not a curated record. The transcript has 5 exons. Bases 59 to 913 code for a protein of 284 amino acids.